AUGUUAGCACCAUUAAUACAACUCCUGGCUGAUCUCAACCUUAAAAAGACACCUCAACUUCUGGAAUUGCAGAUACAAUAUGAGGAUGUUGAGGAACUCAUAACAUUAUCACCUGAGAAAAUCUUAUUGAAAUGGAUGAACUUUCAUCUUAAGAAAGCAGGCUACACAAAAACUGUAACAAAUUUCUCUGCAGAUAUAAAGGUGAGCACCUACGCGUUGCUGGUCGAAGAUGUACUUGAAGUUGUAUCCGAUACAGUUGUGGUGCAUGAAGCUGCAACCUCACGCAUACAACGCCUAACUAAGGGGUUUUGGGGUGGCCAGAGAGUGGGGUACUUAAUGGAAGAUCUUGAUGAUUACUCAGAUUUCGAAGGGCAAUCUGAAUACCGAAAGGACAAGAGAAGAAGGUCUAGUGAUGCAAUUGUUGUUGAUGUAGGAAAGAAAUCGACGAAGAGGAAAAGCGUUGAGUUGGUGAUGAGUAAAGAAGAAGGAGACGCUCUCAUUGAGGUUGUACGCGGUAAUUUGAUGGCUUGUUCAACAGAGCAGUCUUCCCUAACCUUAAUCCAGAUGGGAAUUGUUGGAUCCAUGCCUCGCCAAUUUCUUGAAGUUAAUCCAGCAGUCAGGUAA
This is a messenger RNA of Lactuca virosa, 624 nucleotides long. Lineage: Eukaryota; Viridiplantae; Streptophyta; Magnoliopsida; Asterales; Asteraceae. The record is from the annotation of a GenBank genome assembly.